AUGCACUUAUGGUUGUUCCUGAAUAACUACGUUGUCAAUUGCAUUUUCUUAAAAUCUUUUAUAUUAUCCUAAAUAAUCCUUUGGAUGAAUAUGCAUAAUUAAUUUCAGAUGUAUUAUAAUAGUCAGAAAGUAUAAUUUAAAUUUCUCAUUAAAUUAAUAGAAUUUCAAACUGAAGUAGAAUUCUUUACUAUCCUGGUUAAUUAAUUUUGUCAUUACAAUACUAUUGCUUCAUCCAUCUUUUGUGUUCUUUCUUAUGUUAAUAAAGGUAUCUCAAUUGAUGAAGUGAUGGCCAGUUGUUCAUGUACUCAAGAACAAUUUAUCAAAGUUUAUGAUUUUUUCAAGGUAUUUUAAUCAUUAUUACUUAGAUCUGUUUCCUAGAAAAGAAUCUAGUCUAUUCUAUCUAUAUACUUACUAUGAGAUAGGCAAUCUAAUAAAUCUAAUUUACCAAAAACCUUUAUGAGUAAUAUUUAUAAAUUAUUGAACAUUCAACAAAUUCUACAAGAAAAUUAGAAGAACUCAUUUAAUAAUAUACUAAAAAUAAAAAGUACUUUAAACUCAAAGAAAUAAUUAUUAAUAUUGAACAUUUCCUUAUUCUUUGGAAUCCUUAUAAUAAAUUUGAAUUAUGUUAAUUAUGGGAUAUGCUUGAAUAAAAUGGAUAUGAUUUAGUUAUGGAAUAUAAUAAAGCAGUAGAGAAUUUCUAAGCUAUCUAUAAACCUACAACAGAAGGAUUAUUCUUCAUCAUGUUAUAGAUUUGUAUAUUUCUAAGAGAAUUCUCCAAUUUUGAGAAGUACUAUUCAAUUCACUAUUUUAUAGAGAAGGCACUCCUGCUUAUAAACAUCCAUUAUUGAGAGGUUAAUCAAUAGAAUUUGAAGAAGUAGGAUUAUAUGGGGAGUUAAGUUAAUUAAAAAUGUUAGCUAAGAAGAAACCAAAGUAAUAAUUGAAUGAAGAUUAUUUUCCAACUAUAAUGAGUAAUGUUUAAUUAGAGAAUCUUAAUUUAGAUAUUAAAAAUAAUAGAGAUAGUUUUAUUAAUUAUUAUCAAUCAUAAUUUGAUUCAAACAUUUUAUAAGAAUAUUUACAAACUAAAUAAGACUUUUUAAGAGAGAAAUUAUUAUCUACUUCUAAAAUUCCAAAUCCAUAUUAUUAUAAGAGAUGGUUAUGGGUGUAAUUUCCAUGGUUAGCAUUAACUUAAAAGAAUAAUUUCUCUAAACUUAUGUAAUUUUAUGGAAAAGAUUCUACUUAAUAUAUGUCCAUUUAGGAAGAAAUAUCAAUCAAUCAAAAGGCAAUUAGAUUAGUUAUUAAUGCUAAGAGUUCUAAGGAUAAAUCUAUUAAUAAAUUACCAGAAAUAAAACAUCGUUAUUAUAGUCCUAUGGUUAAUAAGGAUGAACCUAUUAGAAGAUUAAAUCAAUCUUUAGAAAAAAGUAUAGAUAGAGCAACAUCAACAGGUAGAAGAGAAUUGCCUGAGAAUAAAAAGAAGGUGUUAUAUAUUAAGAAAUAUAAUUAAUUAUAGUAUUAGAAGUAAGAAUAUUAAUUAAGAUUUUUAGUUAAUAAUUAAAGAAUAAAUUAAAGGAAUUAUAAACAGUUAAAUAGAAUUUAUAUCCUUAAGAGGCUACUAUUGAAGCUUAUAGAUUGAAUGAUUUAACUAAGACUUAGGGAGAUGAAUUAAAGAAAUAAAUGGACAAUUUGUAAGGAGUUUAAAAUGAAAUGAAAAGAAUGUAAACAGUGUUAAAAUUAUGUUAAUUUAAUUAAGAUUAAAAUGAAGAGAGAGUAUAGUAAUUAUUUAGACAUUGUAAAAAUUUGGAUAGGAUGAUUAAUGAAUAUAAAUAAAUAAUAAAGGAAUUGAAUGAGAAAUUAAGUGUAUAUAAAUAAAAGAGUAAAAUAGAACCUAUUAAAUAAUAAAAAUAACAUAUUUCAAAAUAGUAUAUGACAAUGAAAGAUUUAGGUUAGAUUAAUUAAAAAAACAUAAAUACUAAUGGUAAUAUUAGUUAGAAUCAUAAUAGUGAAUAUAAGAUAAAAGUUACAUUUGAUAUGUAAGAUCAUAAUAAGAAUUUAAGACAUUAAAAUUCAAUUAAUAAUAAUUUAUAAUAAUAGGAUAAAUUACGUGAAACUUAAACUAGAUUGAUGUUGGAAUAAAUGCCAUCGAAUAGAAUGAUUACUCCUGGAUAUAGAUUAUCAUUGAAAUUAAAAGGAGAUAAUAGUGAUCAAAUAGAUUCACACAUUCUAGAAUAGAUUAAACAUCUUAAUUUUUUAGGAAUUGCUAAUACUUAUAAUAAUCCAACAUUUGAUGAAUUUCUAAAUCAUUUAACAAAAUAAAAUGAAUUAAAUUUAGAAGUAUAAGAAUGUUCAAUUAAAUUAAAUGAAGUAAGAAUUAAGAAAUAAGAAAAAUAAACAUUUUUGAAAGUAAGAAAUAUAUUCUUAUAUUAAUAGAUAUUAUAAAAAAAUGAGAAACCAUAAGAUAUAAAAGCUGAAUAAUUCAUAUCAUCUGAUGAUGUAGAUAAAUUAAGAAGAGCAAAUGAUGCUAAAACAAUUACUUUAAAGAAAUUAAAAUAAAAUAAGGCAGUGUAUGACUUUUUCCGUAAUAAUAUAUAUAAAGAUGUUAAUGCUUUCAUUCCAAUCAAAGAUAAUUUAACAAUAACCUAAAUAUUUAGUGUGA
This is a messenger RNA of Paramecium primaurelia, 2650 nucleotides long. NCBI's taxonomy places the organism in Eukaryota, Ciliophora, Oligohymenophorea, Peniculida, Parameciidae. The record is from the annotation of a GenBank genome assembly.